This is a messenger RNA of Phasianus colchicus (ring-necked pheasant), 1724 nucleotides long. It is a transcript of the gene CWC27, whose product is annotated as CWC27 spliceosome associated cyclophilin. Gene Ontology annotation, biological process: protein peptidyl-prolyl isomerization; protein folding. The record is from RefSeq and is a predicted model, not a curated record. NCBI's taxonomy places the organism in Eukaryota, Metazoa, Chordata, Aves, Galliformes, Phasianidae. Gene Ontology annotation, cellular component: catalytic step 2 spliceosome. Gene Ontology annotation, molecular function: peptidyl-prolyl cis-trans isomerase activity.
UGGGACGGCGUGUGUCCGCCACGACACCCCUUCCCCAGCAUGAGCAACAUCUACAUCCAGGAGCCCCCCACCAACGGCAAGGUUUUGCUGAGAACUACAGCAGGAGAUAUUGAUAUAGAAUUGUGGUCUAAAGAAGCACCAAAAGCAUGUCGAAAUUUCAUCCAGCUUUGUAUGGAAGAGUAUUACAAUAAUACAAUAUUUCACAGAGUAGUUCCGGGUUUUAUAGUGCAGGGAGGUGAUCCCACUGGUACCGGUUCAGGUGGAGAUUCAAUCUACGGAGCUCCCUUCAAGGAUGAGUUCCAUUCACGAUUGCGAUUUAAUCGGAGAGGACUUGUUGCUAUGGCAAAUGCUGGACCCCAUGAUAAUGGCAGUCAGUUUUUCUUUACACUGGGUCGUGCAGAUGAACUUAAUAACAAGCACACGAUCUUUGGAAAGGUUACUGGAGACACAAUAUAUAACAUGUUGCGGCUCGCUGAAGUGGAAGUUGACAAAGAAGAAAGACCACUCAGUCCACAUAAAAUAAGAAGUAGUGAGGUUUUGUUUAAUCCAUUUGAUGAUAUUGUUCCCAGACCAAAUAGAAAGCUGAAGAAGGACAAAUCAGAAGAAGAAGAUAAGAAGCCCAAAGUAAAAGGCACAAAAAAUUUUAACUUGCUUUCGUUUGGGGAAGAAGCUGAAGAAGAAGAGGAGGAAGUCAACAGAGUUAGUCAGAGCAUGAAGGGAAAGAGUAAAAGUAGUCAUGAUCUACUGAAGGAUGAUCCACAUUUGAGCUCAGUUCCUGCUGUCAAAAGUGAUGCAGCAAAUGAAGAGAGCUAUUCAAGUGAGGAGGAAGAUGAGAAUGAUGAAGAUGUUGACAGUGUAGAAGGUGAAGCUGCUAGCAAUGAGAGAUUUCAGAUGAAAGAACGCAUUGCAAAAAAGUUGAAAAUGGAUACAAAUGAAACUGCUAAACUGCAACUUCAAGAGGAAGAAACUAAGAUGGAAAAGAAAACCACCAGUCGCAGUGAGGAGCUACGGAAAGAAGCACGACAGCUGAAACGUGAACUUUUGGAAGCAAAGCAGAAAAAAGAAGAGCAAACUUUAAAACCCAAAGAAAAGGAAGAAGAGGAACCUGCACCAAAUAGUGUUGUUGAAGAAUACCUUCAGGAGAAGAGAAAAUAUGAAGACAAACGGAAGCAGCAGCCAAAGAAAGGAGUUUCCCGUGAGGAUCAGACGCUGGCACUGCUGGACCGGUUUAAAUCAAAGUUAACCCAAGCAAUUGAAGAAACUCCUGAAAAUGAGUUUUCUGAAUCUGAAGUAGACACUGAUGAAGGAUGGAUGUCACAUGUACUUCAGUUUGAAGAUAGGAGCAGAAAGGUGAAAGAUGCAAGCAUGCAGGAUGAAGACACUUUUGAGAUCUACGAUCCACGGAAUCCUGUAAAUAAGAGGAGAAGAGAAGAAAGCAAGAAGAUAAUGAGAGAAAAAAAGGAAAGGAGAUAAAAUGAAUGUAAUGCUAGCCUUGAAAAGUGACUGCAAUAAAGCACUGGCUCUUUUGUAAGCUGUAGAUCUUAAAAAUAUCACUGGACAAGUGUGAAAAGGAAUCUCUCAGGACGCUAUUAUGUAGUUUUGAAUCUGGACUACCAUUUGUUUCUUAAGUUGUGCAUUAAAAUGCUCUCAGUGCAUUCAUUAUCCAAGUUCUAUAAAGCUUUGUGUGUAUUUAAUAAAACAACUGACUUUACUUUGGUCUCUAC